This is a messenger RNA of Schizosaccharomyces japonicus yFS275, 345 nucleotides long. Its product is annotated as Ino80 complex subunit Ies6. Gene Ontology annotation, biological process: chromatin remodeling; CENP-A containing chromatin assembly. The coding region runs from base 1 to 345 and encodes 114 amino acids. The transcript has a single exon. The record is from RefSeq and is a predicted model, not a curated record. Gene Ontology annotation, cellular component: Ino80 complex; nucleus; chromatin. Lineage: Eukaryota; Fungi; Ascomycota; Schizosaccharomycetes; Schizosaccharomycetales; Schizosaccharomycetaceae.
AUGUCGACGGUUGAAAGUUUGGAUGUUAGUUUACUGGAAAAACCCUUCAGAAAUCCGAACUACAAAGCCAAACCAAGACGAAACAGAAACCUUAAACAAAUUGUGCAAAAUGAUCCAGCUAUGAGUGACCCAACUCAAUUAACAUACGUGUCAAUUGAAGCACCUCCCAGCUUUAUUCCCCAAAAGAAAUUUUGUGAUAUUACUGGUCUCCUGGCUCCAUAUACAGAUCCUAAGACGGGUCUCCGCUAUCACAAUGCUGAAAUUUACAGCAUUCUUCAAGAAUUACCUCCUGGUGUCGAUCAACAGUAUCUCAAAAUGCGUUCUUCGAACAUUGUUCUUAAGUAG